Molecule: messenger RNA, 1734 nt
Organism: Talpa occidentalis (Iberian mole)
Lineage: Eukaryota; Metazoa; Chordata; Mammalia; Eulipotyphla; Talpidae
Gene: ST6GALNAC1
Product: ST6 N-acetylgalactosaminide alpha-2,6-sialyltransferase 1
Exons: 10
Coding region: 1-1668 (555 amino acids)
Molecular function (GO): alpha-N-acetylgalactosaminide alpha-2,6-sialyltransferase activity
Source: RefSeq, a predicted model, not a curated record
AUGAGGGCCUGUCUGUGGAGACUCGGUCGCCUGGGCCAGCGGCUCCUGCUCCUGGCCGUGCUGCUCUUCAUCCUCUUCGCCCUGUCCUCCUACAUUAAGGAGCCCAACACAAAGCCAUCCAGAGUCCCUGCUCCCCGAAACAGCUCGCUGGACACACAGCCUACUACGGCCACAGCCCACACCACUGCAGAGAGCAGGAGGGCAGAGGGCGGCCGGGCGGCCACCAAGGAGCAGAGCCGGGCACCCAGCACAGCGAGGACGGUGUCACCGAGGAGUCAGCAGAGGACGGAGACCGUGGGCAGCAGGCUGUCACCGAGAAGUCAAGAUCAGGGGACAGUCUCUCACAGGACAAGCCUGGACUCGAGGACAACCAAAGGCAGGGGACGCCUCACUGAGAGGCCAACGGCCACAAGGACAGUGUCAGCAAAGCCUCAGGGCAAAGCGACCACCCGAGCAGGGACGCCCACUCCAGGACGGCAGGUGCCCACCACCCCCAGAGCAAGGUCAACACAGAGGGGACCGAAAGGUGUGAGCACAGCAGCUGUUCCGCCCAGGAAGACGGCCCAGACGCCCCCGCGCUCCGCCCGGCCCCAGGGCCCCACCACGCAGCAGGCCCAGAGACUGCAGGCCACCAACUUCAAGUCUCAGCCCGAGUGGGACUUCGAGGACGAGUACAGCGUGGACAAUGGGAGCCUCCAGACGACCUGCCCUGACUCGGUGAAGGUGAAGGCCGCCCGGUCCCCCUGGCUCCGGAGCCUCUUCCUGCCCAACCUCACCCUCUUUUUGGAUUCGAGUCGCUUCAACCAGAGCGAAUGGGACCGCCUGGAGCACUUCGCACCGCCCUUUGGCUUCAUGGAGCUCAACUACUCCGUGGUGCGGGACGUGGUGGCGCAUUUCCCCCGGGUGCCGCAGCAGCAGCUGCUCCUGGCCGGCCUGCGCCCCGGGGGCUCCCGCUGCGCCACCUGUGCCGUGGUGGGCAACGGGGGGAUCCUCAACAACUCGCGCAAGGGCCAGGAGAUCGACAGCCACGACUACGUGUUCCGGCUGAGCGGGGCCGUCAUCAAGGACUACGAGCAGGAUGUGGGCACGCGGACGUCCUUCUACGGCUUUACCGCCUUCUCCCUGACCCAGUCGCUGCUCAUCCUGGGCAGCCGGGGUUUCAAGCACGUGCCUAUGGGGAAGGACGUCCGCUACCUGCACUUCCUGGAAGGUUCCCGGGACUUCGACUGGCUGGAAGCAUUUCUCCUGAAUGAGCCCCUGAAGAAAAAGAGUCUUUUCUGGUUCAGCCGCAAUCCCCGGGACGUUUUCCCAAAAGACCUGCAGCUGGACAGGUACCUGCUGCCGCACCCGGACUUGCUCCGCUACAUGAAGAACAGGUUCCUGAGGUCCAACACCCUGAGCACUGCCCGCUGGAGGAUAUACCGCCCCACCACGGGCGCCCUCCUGCUGCUCACCGCCCUCCAGCUCUGCGACCAGGUGAGCGCCUACGGCUUCAUCACUGAGGGCCACGAGCGCUUCUCUGAUCACUACUAUGACAAGACGUGGAAGAAAACUGUCUUUUACAUCAACCAUGACUUUGCACUGGAGAAAAAAGUCUGGAAGCGGCUACACGACGAGGGUAUCAUCCGGCUGUACCAGCGUCCCGUGACCCCCAAGCCCAAGAGCUGAGUGGGGCCUGAGCUAUAAUGGCCUCGUCGCUGUCCCAAGGCACAAGGGUCGGGGGAGUCUCGAGAC